Molecule: messenger RNA, 458 nt
Organism: Hermetia illucens (black soldier fly)
Lineage: Eukaryota; Metazoa; Arthropoda; Insecta; Diptera; Stratiomyidae
Product: cecropin-like peptide 1
Exons: 2
Coding region: 85-306 (73 amino acids)
Biological process (GO): defense response to Gram-negative bacterium; antibacterial humoral response; defense response to Gram-positive bacterium
Cellular component (GO): extracellular region
Source: RefSeq, a predicted model, not a curated record
GAUCGCUCAAGUAUCAGUCUAGCAUCACAUCUCGAAGUAUCUUAACUAGCUCUCAAGUAAAUCCGCAAUCAACUACCAAAGAAAAUGAAUUUCUCAAAGCUUCUCAUCGUCUUCACAAUUCUUCUUGUUGCAUUCGCCGGUCAAAGUGAAUCACGUAGUUUAUGGAAGAAGCUCUUCAAGCCAGUGGAAAGAGCAGGCCAAAGAAUUCGUGAUGCAACCAUCAAAGGUAUUGCUAUUGCCCAACAAGGAGCUAAUGUACUGGCAACAGUUCGUGGUGGCCCAGCAAUUCCCCCCGGACAAGGAUAAGUUUAUUAUUUAUGUGGGAGGGGAUCGGCAAGAGAUAUUUGAUCGCCAUAUGAGAUUAUUUUAAAGACUGUGUAAAUUUAGAAUGUGUGUCUUGUCAUUUUAAAACUCGUUAUUUAUUUUAUCAAUAAGCUUAUAAAUAAAUUUAAUUAAAA